AUGGCCGCCCGACAAAGCGAGCAACGAACACCUGAUGAACACUCACCUCUCAUCGCGAACCGUGAAAAUGCCGAAGCUGGAGUUUCAACUUCCUCUGGAGACAGAGAGAGCCGGCUCUCGUCAAGAAUCGCCUGUCGUCUCUACACAUCGCAUUUCCUGUCGACAUGGAACUCCCGCGUCUUCGAGUUCGGGGCUGUCCUGUACUUGGCUACAGUUUAUCCCGGGACGCUACUUCCGAUGUCCGUAUACGCACUUGCCCGUGGCCUGGUAGCGAUUCUCUUUGCAUCGGUGGUGGGUUACUAUAUUGAUGUUGGGGACCGUCUGCAGGUCGUCCGCGUUUCGGUUGGCAGGUUGCUUCAACGACUAGUUGUGGCAGCUUCGUGUGCCAUAUUCUAUGUGCUAGCGAUUGGCAUGCCCAUGACACGAGUAGUGAACCUAAUUUUGCUGGCGACCCUUACAUUCCUGGCUUGUGUUGAGAAGCUAUGCUCUAUCUUGAAUAUGGUUGUUGUCGUUGCAGGGACCGAUCAUGCGAGCCUAAGACGAUUGAACGCCCAAAUGCGACGAGUGGACUUGGUCUGCAAGCUGCUCGGUCCUCUGUUCAUCGCUCUCAUUGAUGGCAUAUCAACGGAAACCGCUAUCAUUGUCAAUUUUGGGAUGAAUAUCUGUUCGAUCGCUGUGGAGUACUUCUCCAUCGCCAAGGUAUAUGAUGAAAUACCAGAGUUACAGAAUGCAAAGAAAAUGCCUCAUAGAUCUCGGCCAGAAUUUGGCCAGCAGAAUUUCUUCGCACGCGUCCGGAGGACUGUGUUUCGUGGCGCACGUCAAGCUCUGAACGACUUCGAUUUCUAUUUUCGGCACCGAUGCUUCCUCCCAUCCUUUGCUGGAGCCUUACUGUACUUGACUGUCUUAUCUUUUGCUGGUCAAAUGGUCACUUGGCUUUUGUCGGCAGGUUAUGACUCGACACAAGUCGCUGUGGCAAGGACUUUGGCUGUCGGAUUCGAGGUACUGGCUACGUGGGUUGCUCCCUGGCUCAUGGGGAAAAUAGGACCCACGCGUGCUGGCCUCUGGCUCGUGAGUUGGCAGAUAACAUGCUUGACCAGUGGCCUCGCUAUCUUUUGGCGCUUUGAUAACCAGCCUUUUCUCUCGGCAUCUGGUCUCGUCGGUGGUGUGAUCUUCAGCAGACUUGGCCUGCGAGGAUUUGAUCUAUGUGCGCAGAUCUUGGUUCAAGAGGGUAUCGAAGCCGAGGCGCGGGGAUCCUUCUCGUCGACCGAAGCUGCAUGGCAGAACCUAUUUGAGAUCUGCUCCUUCAUUUCCACCGUUAUCUUCUCACGCCCAGAUCAGUUCAAAUGGCCGGCUCUAAUUAGUGUAAUUUCUGUCGUCCUUACCGGUCUCCUUUACGUCAUGUUCGUGCGAAUCCAAAGAGGGCAUCUACUCCAUUUCCCAAGUUGUGUUACCCCCAAGCGCCUGCACCGUUCUAGAGAACGAGCUCUUGAGAGGAUCUCUUCCUUUUCGGAUUUCUGA
Molecule: messenger RNA, 1518 nt
Organism: Talaromyces rugulosus
Lineage: Eukaryota; Fungi; Ascomycota; Eurotiomycetes; Eurotiales; Trichocomaceae
Exons: 6
Coding region: 1-1518 (505 amino acids)
Biological process (GO): iron ion transmembrane transport
Cellular component (GO): membrane
Molecular function (GO): iron ion transmembrane transporter activity
Source: RefSeq, a predicted model, not a curated record